Molecule: messenger RNA, 615 nt
Organism: Phaedon cochleariae (mustard beetle)
Lineage: Eukaryota; Metazoa; Arthropoda; Insecta; Coleoptera; Chrysomelidae
Source: the annotation of a GenBank genome assembly
UCACAACAAAAACAAAAUAAACUGUGCUGUGUGUGAGGUUAUUAUUUGUAAACAAGUAUAAGUAAAUAAAUAAAGUAUGUCUGAUUGGGAUACGGUGACCGUGUUGAAGAAAAGGGCCCCCAAGGCUUCGGCAAUGAAGAGCGAACAAGCUGUCAAUGCCGCACGAAGACAGGGAGUCGCUGUGGACACGCAACUCAAAUGGGGUGCCGGCAGUAACAAACAGCAUGUCACCACAAAAAACACUGCGAAAUUGGAUCGCGAGACUGAAGAACUGAAACAUGAAGCAAUAUCUUUAGAUGUUGGAAAGCUCAUUCAACAAGGUCGCCAAUCAAAAGGUCUCAGUCAGAAAGAUCUUGCCACUAAAAUCAAUGAAAAACCACAAGUCAUCACUGAUUAUGAAGCAGGAAGAGGGAUUCCCAAUAAUGUGAUUAUUGGUAAAAUUGAAAGGGUCAUUGGCAUAAAGCUUAGAGGAAAAGAUCGUGGCCUAGCAGUGGUACCCCCAGGAGCAAAAAAAUAAAAUAAUUCCUGGGGGAAGACAAAUAUUAACAAAUUAUGCUAGAAUAUUUAUUUCUAUUAGAGUUUGUAGGGGGUAAUCCUGCAUAUAUUCUGAGUCUC